Bactrocera tryoni is the source of this 1284-nucleotide messenger RNA. Its product is annotated as jerky protein homolog-like. The coding region runs from base 1 to 1284 and encodes 427 amino acids. Gene Ontology annotation, molecular function: DNA binding. The transcript is spliced from 5 exons. Lineage: Eukaryota; Metazoa; Arthropoda; Insecta; Diptera; Tephritidae. Gene Ontology annotation, cellular component: nucleus. The record is from RefSeq and is a predicted model, not a curated record.
AUGGCAGAGCAAUACGAAAAAUUGUGUGAUAUGAUGGCCACGAAAAGAGAUAUUGCGCAGGGCUUCCAAAAGCGACCGAAGGAAGAAGUACAGGAGUUUUGGGAGGAGGUUGCAAGGAAUUUAAAUGCAUUUGGCCCACCAACAAAAGAUUCCAAUACAUGGAGAAAGGUCUGGAUUGACUGGAAAUACUACAUGAAGCGAAAAUUAUCGCAUAACAAAAAAGAAAGGAUGAGCACCGGUGGAGGUCCUUGCCGUUUACAACGCAUAAGCCCACUUGAUGAAAAGGUGAUAGCUUUGACGGGUUUGGAAACGGAUGAUAUCCCUUCAACCAAGACGAAAAAAUUCAAUGAAGCUGCCUUUGGUAAAAUGGAAGAAGUUACUUCAUAUUUACGACACAUGAAUCGUUCUCUCGAAACUUUGGCGGAGACUGCAGUGAAGCAACCUGAAGAACAGAAGCGACACAAUAGAAUUAAAGAAGAGCUGGUGAAGGAAAAAGUAGAAAUAAAAAUGCAAAUGCUAAGAUUAGGUCCAAAUUAUAAGCCGGAUUCAAAGAAAAUAUUCGGUAUUCGCCACUUAAAAAUUUGUGGGGAAAUCCUCUCAAGCGACAAGUCAGGAAUAACAUCGUUCAUUCAUAAUUUGCGGGCAAAAAUGAAUGAAAUGGAAAUUUCGGACAUGCAGCUUUAUAACGCAGAUGAAUCUGGAUUAUUUUAUCGUUUCCUGCCCGAUAAAACAUUUGUCGCGGCAAACGAAAAGACGGCACCUGGCCGAAAAAUAGCAAAGGAUAGAAUCACAUUUAUGUUGUGUGCGAACGCAAAUGGUUCGCAUAAGUUGAAACCAUUGAUAAUUGGUAAAUCCGCAAACCCCCGUUGCUUCAAGGGGUUUGAAAACCCAUUGGAAUAUGCUAACUCGCAAAAGUCUUGGAAGAAUUCAGAGCUAUUCUUCCGCUGGUUCCAUCAUUCCUUUAUUAAGCAGGUUGGCCAAUUUUCUGCUGAAAAUAAUUUACCACCAAGGGCAUUGUUGCUGAUUGACAACUGUACUGCACAUAAGCCAACUGACAAGUUACAGUCAGAUGAUAGAAACAUUGCGGCAAUGCUUUUACCACCUAACGUGACAGCUGUUUUCCAGCCCAUGGAUCAAAAUCCCAUAAGACUGGUCAAGUUAGAAUACCGGGCUAAACUGUUAUGGAACAUUGUAGCACAAGAAAACAUUCCGGUUGAGAAUAUUUUGAAAGGACAUUCAAUUCGUGAUACCAUCUUGCUGCUUAAAUUAGCAUGGGAUGAAUAG